CUCGCUCCGCGGAGUCCGUCGUCGCAGUUGAGUUGACGAUUCCACACCGCUUCUACAUUUCUUCCCCACCCCACGCACGCACACCGGUGCGUCGCCGUCGCAAUCAUACUCGGGACCUCUUCGGUUCCCCUCCCCCCUCCACCUUCCCUCCCCGGCUAUUCCACCCCCCGCACCAUACGUCUUCCGACGCCCGACGCGGACGGCGAGCCGCUGCUGCUGCUUCCGCUGCCGGAGGAGGAGGAGCAGGGGCACCGGGGCCAGCGGGAGGACGAGCAACAGCGGGAAGCCGGUCGCUUGGGGCUGUGCCACAUGCCGCUCUGGGGGUCCGCCGCGUCCGCGCCGCCGGCAGCCGAGGGCGACGCCGCCCGCGCACCAUCCGGGUCCGCCGGCGGCAGCGGCGGCGGCGGCGGCGGCGUCAAGGUGAUCCGGUCGCUGCUCCCCACCCGGCGCCGCCUCCGCCUCGACCCGCCCGCCAAGCUUUACUUCCCAUAUGAACCCGGCAAGCAAGUCCGGAGUGCUGUCAGGAUCAAGAACAUCAGCAAGUCCCAUGUAGCCUUCAAGUUCCAAACGACUGCACCCAAGAGUUGCUUCAUGAGGCCUCCUGGCAGCGUACUUGCUCCAGGGGAAAGCAUCAUAGCAACAGUUUUCAAGUUUGUGGAGCAUCCGGAGAACAAUGAGAAGCCAUUGGACAAGUGCAAGGUUAAGUUCAAGAUUGUCAGCCUCAAAGUCAAAGGGCCGGUGGAGUAUGUCCCUGAAUUGUUUGAUGAGCAGAAAGACCAGGUUGCAGUCGAGCAAAUUUUGCGGGUAGUAUUCUUGGAUGCUGAGCGCCCAAGCCCACAAAUGGACAAACUCAAGCGCCAGCUUGCUGAAGCAGAAGCAGCGCUAGAGGCACGCAAGAAACCUCCAGAGGACAAUAGUCCCCGUAUUGUUGGUGAAGGCCUUGUGAUUGACGAAUGGAAGGAACGAAGAGAGAGAUACCUUGCUCGCCAGCAGAUCGAAGGUGUUGAUUCAGUGUAGACACGAGGCAGCCCUGUAAACUAUGCAAGAUUGAACAUACCAUUUCAUGGGCAGUUGUCAAAUGGUUUUGGAGCUUAAUGUGAAAGUUCGGAGCAAUCAAGCAACAAUGAGGCUUUGUGUAAUUAGGAUUUGAGCUUCACGAACUUCUGUCUUGGGUCUGGAUGUGUGUAGAUAAUCAGCCGCUUCUUUUGAUAAUAAUACCUCCUGUUCUAAGCCAUGUACUCAGUGUUGUGGAAUGUGGGACUCAACAUGUGAAUGUGAUACAUUCCCUAGCUGUUGUCCUGUCAAUAUUAGAAUUGUAAUAUCAAAAGACACACUCCAAGGUGAUUAUUUAGUGAUAGUUCUGCCAUCAUGUUACAGUAAUUCUUC
Sorghum bicolor (sorghum) is the source of this 1386-nucleotide messenger RNA. Its product is annotated as vesicle-associated protein 4-1. Bases 310 to 1017 code for a protein of 235 amino acids. The transcript has 7 exons. The record is from RefSeq and is a predicted model, not a curated record. NCBI's taxonomy places the organism in Eukaryota, Viridiplantae, Streptophyta, Magnoliopsida, Poales, Poaceae. Gene Ontology annotation, cellular component: endoplasmic reticulum membrane; plasma membrane. Gene Ontology annotation, biological process: endoplasmic reticulum membrane organization.